Messenger RNA from Malania oleifera, 642 nucleotides. RefSeq names its product pectinesterase/pectinesterase inhibitor PPE8B-like. The record is from RefSeq and is a predicted model, not a curated record. Gene Ontology annotation, molecular function: pectinesterase activity; pectinesterase inhibitor activity. Gene Ontology annotation, biological process: cell wall modification. Lineage: Eukaryota; Viridiplantae; Streptophyta; Magnoliopsida; Santalales; Ximeniaceae. The transcript is spliced from 2 exons. Bases 1 to 642 code for a protein of 213 amino acids.
AUGGAGACUCUUGCUGUCAUUAUCAUGCUAAUCUUUAAGGGGGCUGCCCAAGGCGGUGUAGGAUUGCCAAUCAACGUGACUGUGGCCCAAGAUGGAUCCGGUAAUUAUACCAAGAUUUCAGAUGCUGUGUCCGCAGCACCAGAACACAGUAGACAUCAAUACAACAUAAAUAUCAAAGCAGGAAUUUACUCCGAGUACAUUGAGAUUGGGAGCAAGAAAACAAAUUUGGCAUUCAUUGGAGACGGUAUGGAGAAAACAGUCAUCACUGGCAACAGGAGCUAUGGCAAAGGCUGGAAAACUUUUUGGUCUGCAACUGUAGCCAUAAAUGGACACAACUGCUCAGCAGAAAAAAUAACAAUAAUAAAUUCUGCUGGUCCAAACUAUCGUCAAGCCGUUGCAUUAAGAAGCAGUUCAAAUUUCUCCACCUUCUACAAGUGUGUUUUCCAAGGUUAUCAGGACACGCUCUACGUGCACCAAGGCAUUCAGUUCUACAGAGAUUGUGAGAUAUAUGGAACUGUAGACUUUGUUUUUGGGAAUGCAAGAGUUGUCAUCCAACACAGUUACUUUUUGGGAAUGCAAGAGUUGUCAUCCAACACAGUUACAUAUAUGUUCAUGAACCAACUGCUAACAAUUCAAAUAUAA